GGAGAAGACCACAGCGUUGUUGGGUUCCUUCCGUUUGGACCUUUGGGACUCGAUUGGAAUUUUUGGGAUUUUGCCUCUCACUUCAUAUCUCUCUCUCUCUCUCUCUCUCUCCUCUUCUUCUCCUCUUCUUCUUCUUCUUCCUCCUCUUCCCCUCUAAUCUUCUUCGCAUUCCUGUCAGUUCUUCAGCUUCGAUCUCUUCAUUCUUCCUCCCUUACCCCUCUGGUACUGCGAUGGAAUUGCCCGAGUCAAGCUGGUGAAUUUCGUCGCGACUCAGUCAACCCAAUCGCCUUCUGGUCUUCUGGGUCGUCGUCCAGCUGAAUCGGGUGCUCGGGGAGCUUCAUUUCCGGUUUCUGGGUGGAUCGGAGCUCCGAAACUAUGACCGUGAAGAACUGAGGAGAUCAGGAGGUUUGUCUAUUUAAACAGGCUAAAGAACAAAAAUGUUGGAAGCGGGACAAAAGAUCACGGGAAUUAUAGACCUGAACAAGCCUCACUUUAAUGAACUUGAUUUAUCCCAAGGACCGUACCGUAAACUUGCAGAGGGCAGCAACAUGUCCAUAGAAAGUUUUGGAAGCCUUCAGACAAGCAAUGAAGGUUCGGUUGCCAUGUCCACUGAUCAAAGCAGCAUAGCUUCAAACGAGUCUCAUACUCGAAUCCUUAACCACCCAGGGCUUCGGCGCCGAGCUAAUGAUAACAAUCUGACUGCACACAGUGUUAACAAUCGCCGAGGGAGAGUCUCCCAUGCUCUGAGCGAUGAUGCCCUUGCACGGGCCCUGAUGGACCUGAACUCUCCAACGUGGGGUCUUGCGAAUUUCGAUGAGUGGACUCUUGACCUAAGGAAGCUCAACAUGGGUGAGCCCUUUGCUCAGGGAGCCUUUGGGAAGCUCUACAGAGGAACUUACAUUGGUGAGGAUGUUGCCAUCAAGAUCCUUGAGAGGCCUGAGAACGACCCAGAGAAGGCCCAGGUGAUGGAGCAACAGUUCCAGCAGGAAGUCAUGAUGCUUGCAACACUGAAGCACCCAAACAUAGUUCGGUUCAUCGGGGCUUGCAGGAAGCCAUUCGUUUGGUGCAUCGUGACCGAGUAUGCAAAGGGUGGUUCAGUCAGGAACUUCCUCUCAAGGAGGCAGGGUCGAGCUAUCCCUCUCCGAUUGGCUGUCAAGCAGGCAUUGGACGUUGCAAGAGGAAUGGCCUAUGUUCAUGGCCUUAAUUAUAUUCAUCGGGACCUGAAGUCUGAUAAUCUCUUGAUUAAUUCGGACAAGACUAUCAAGAUUGCUGAUUUUGGAGUUGCAAGGAUUGAGGUGCAGACUGAAGGGAUGACACCGGAAACAGGGACUUAUCGCUGGAUGGCUCCGGAGAUGAUCCAGCAUAGGCCCUAUACUCAGAAAGUGGACGUGUACAGCUUCGGGAUAGUCCUCUGGGAACUCAUCACAGGAAUGCUUCCCUUUCAGAACAUGACUGCGGUUCAGGCGGCUUUUGCAGUGGUGAACAAGGGAGUCCGUCCGCCCAUUCCAUCGGACUGCCUCCCAGUCCUCGCUGACAUCAUGACCCGAUGCUGGGACCCAAACCCUGAGGUCAGGCCUCCCUUCACUGAGGUUGUCAGGAUGCUCGAGUAUGCAGAGGCUGAGGUCCUCACUACUGUCCGCAAGGCCCGGUUCAGGUGCUGUAUCGCCCGGCCUAUGACCUUGGACUGAUGCUGAGAUGGCGGAACCAGGAGACAAGGAGGAUGGAGAAAUUGGGGGAGUUGACAGAAAGAAGAGAUAGAGGAGGUUUUAUUUGUUUGUAUUUUUCUCUUUUUUGUAUUUAUCAAACUCUUGAGGAAAGGGAAAGUUUAAAAAAGGAUGUAAGGGAAAGAAAGUUUGUUUCAGGACCCAGUUUGAGGUGGUAGGAAAACAAUAUUGGAGAACAUUUGCUGUGUAUAAGAAUGCUUCGCUUUUUGCGUAC
Punica granatum (pomegranate) is the source of this 1938-nucleotide messenger RNA. NCBI's taxonomy places the organism in Eukaryota, Viridiplantae, Streptophyta, Magnoliopsida, Myrtales, Lythraceae. The record is from RefSeq and is a predicted model, not a curated record.